UUGCUAUCACUCCGGUCUGUAGCGCCAAGAGGCCGAUGCGGGACGUCGGGAGACUACGGGUUGUGUGUGCUGUUGCCUCUCUCCGUUUCGCGGCCGCGAUGUUCGCCAAAAACUACGGUCCAUCUACAGGCUAUGGAGGAAAUAGGACUUAUUCCUGUUAUUCUUCUGGUGAUGUUGAUUCUGCUCUUGGGUUUGAAGACUUUCUGUAUACAGAUGACACUUCAGGGACAGAUGAGGAAUUAGAUUUGUUUGUCUUGUUUGGAAAUCUGCGAGGAAAUGUAGUUGGAUUACGCUACUACACAGGAGUUGUUAACAAUAAUGAAAUGGUUGCACUUCAGAGGGAGCCUAAUAACCCUUACGAUAAAAAUGCAGUAAAAGUAAAUAAUGUGAAUGGAGACCAGGUAGGACACAUCAAAAAAGAACUGGCAGCACCCUUGGCAUACAUCAUUGACAAUAAACUAGCAAGAGUAGAAGGGAUUGUCCCUUAUGGAGCAAAAAAUGCCUUUACUAUGCCCGUACAAAUGAGUUUUUGGGGAAAAGAAGAAAAUAAGCAAGCUGUUCUAGAUCGACUGAAAAUGCAUGGCUUUAAAAUGGCUCCUCCUCUAAAAGGUUCAGAACUUGGCUUUGGAUCAAACUUGUUUUCUGGAAGAGCUGGCCCAAGCUAUAGUGCUCCUGGUCAUACUGCUGUGCAGAUGACAACUGAACAGCUUAAAAGCGAGUUUGACAAGCUAUUUGAUGAUUUGAAAGAAGAUGAUAAAACGCGUGAAAUCCAAGGACCAGAGGUUAUUGGAACACAGUUACUGCCACACCAAAAACAAGCUUUAGCUUGGAUGAUUUUGCGUGAGAACAAUAAGGAGCUGCCACCAUUUUGGGAAGAAAGAAACAACUUCUUUUAUAAUACACUUACAAAUUUUGCUGAAAAGGAGAGACCAGAAAAUGUUCUUGGAGGAAUACUGGCUGAUGAUAUGGGUUUGGGCAAAACUCUCACAACUAUUGCCCUGAUUCUCGCCAACUUUCACAAUGGCAAGCCUCUUCCUGUUGAAAAGAUCAAACGUGAUGAGUUUUAUAAGGAAUUUGGUGCAACUAGCGUGAAAAAUGAAGGGGACCUACCGUUCAAAGAUCACAACUGUAACUUGGAGUCCAGCACUUCUAGUGGAAAGAGUGAAACUGUUCAGGCACAACUGUCCAGUUUUUAUCCAGAAAGAACAAAAGCCAAGAAACCCAAGUAUUCAGAAAGAAGUGAUUCGGAAGAAUCAGAAGAGUGGCUGCCACAAGAAACAGGAAUCAAAACUAAAAAGGAUCUCCCUACAACCAGGAAAAGAAGUAAAGCUUCUUGUAAUUUUCAAGAAGAUACAGGCUUUGCAUCUGCCCUUGCAGCUCCAUCUCCUGCAUUAAAAAAGAAAGCAAAGCAAAAAGGUACUUCUAGCAUUCAGUUGGCUAAGAGAGAUGAUUCUGAAGGAGGACCGAGAACAACACUAAUCAUAUGUCCGCUGUCUGUUUUAAGCAACUGGAUUGAGCAGCUUGAACAACACAUCAGCCCUGAAGUUCACUUAAACGUUUAUGUUUAUUACGGACCUGACCGCAGCAAAGACCCAGCACUUCUUUCAAGACAAGACAUUGUACUGACAACCUACAACAUUUUAGCCAGUGAUUACGGAAGCAGAGGUAAUAGUCCGUUACACAAACUUAAAUGGCUCCGAGUGGUAUUGGAUGAGGGGCACACAAUACGAAAUCCAAAUGCUCUACAAACUAAAGCUGCAUUAAAUCUGGAGGCACAGAGAAGAUGGAUACUGACAGGCACUCCUAUCCAGAAUUCCUUAAAGGAUUUGUGGUCACUUCUCUCCUUUCUAAAACUGAAACCAUUUGCUGAUCGAGAGUGGUGGCAUAGAACAAUUCAGCGCCCUGUUACGAUGGGAGAUCAAGGGGGGCUUAGGCGUUUACAGUCCCUAAUUAAAAAUAUUACUCUUAGAAGAACUAAAACGAGCAAAAUUAAAGGGAAGCCAGUUUUGGAGUUGCCAGAACGUAAAGUAUUUAUUCAGCAUGUUACGCUUACGGAGGAAGAGAGACAAAUCUAUCAGGCUGUGAAGAAUGAGGGCAAACUUGCUAUUAGCAGAUAUUUCAGUGAAGGAACUGUUCUGGCACAUUAUGCAGAUGUCCUUGGUGUCUUAUUGAGGCUGAGACAGCUGUGUUGUCAUCCUCACCUUUGCACAAACGCAUCUUCUUUCAAUGAUACAGGUGUAAAUAAUACUCCUGAAGAAUUGCGUGAGAAACUAGUAAAUAAAAUGAAGCUGGUUCUGAGCUCUGGAUCAGAUGAAGAAUGUGCAGUUUGCUUGGAUUCUCUCACCUUUCCUGUGAUAACACAUUGUGCACAUGUGUUUUGUAAACCGUGUAUAUGUGAAGUCAUCCAAAGUGAACAGCCAAAUGCCAAAUGCCCUCUUUGUAGGAACGAACUUCGACUAGAGCAUUUGGUAGAAUGUCCUCUGGAGGAGUCAGACUUCGAGAGCGUGAAGAAAAGUGAUCAGGAAUGGAUACCCAGUUCAAAAAUAAAUGCUCUGAUGCAUGCUUUGAUAGAACUAAGGAAGGAGAAUCCAGCUGUUAAGUGUCUGAUUGUUUCUCAAUUCACAACUUUCUUGUCUUUAAUAGAAACACCACUGAGAGAGUCUGGUUUUGUUUUUACUCGUUUAGAUGGAUCCAUGCCCCAGAAAAAACGGGUAGAAGCAAUUCAGUGCUUCCAAAGCAGCCAAGCAGGAUCUCCAACCAUAAUGCUGUUAUCGCUAAAAGCUGGCGGGGUUGGAUUAAACUUGACUGCAGCUUCACGAGUGUUCUUAAUGGAUCCGGCUUGGAAUCCUGCAGCAGAAGACCAGUGUUUUGACAGAUGUCAUAGACUUGGCCAGAAGCAAGCUGUUGUCAUCACCAAGUUUGUUGUGAAGAAUUCAGUGGAAGAAAAUAUGCUGAGCAUCCAAAACAAGAAGAGGAAACUGGCUGCUGGAGCCUUUGCAACUAAAAAGCCUACUGCUAGUGAAGUGAAACAAACCAAAAUUAAUGAAAUUAAGACUCUAAUUGACUUAUAAUUUUUGGGAUAGCUGGUUAAUUAUUUGUGAAUAACAAAGUUACAGUUUGAUAUGGCAGUCAUGUUCAUAAUAUAUACUUCACAUGGGUUUAUAAUUAUGCUACUAAGUUCAUUGCUAGGGCUGUAAACUCAAAUAGUGAAAUUUAAUUUUCCUGGUCAGUUUGUGUUGAUGCUUAUUUCCCCUUUUUAAUGUGUUUUGCAUUCUUGUAAAGCUCCCUUCACUUCCCAAAUGUUAUAACUUGUGUUUAUACAAAUAGUUUGACAAGGACCAAAAAAACCCAACUUGGAACAGAAUUAUAGUAAUGACUUGCCUUUCUCUGCCUUUUGUGUAUGCAAGUAUUUGAUUUUUAGAAUGAAAAUUCAACUAGUAUUUUUCUGGCAUUGAGAAAUAUGGUCAUCUCUUCUUCCAAAGACAUAAAUAUUAAGAAGUGUGAAUAAUACAUAGACUGAACAUAAACAUGUCCUUUAAACCAAACCAAUAGUGUUCGCUCCCCCACUCCCCGAUAGCUGAUCAAUAAUAAUUGCAAAACUAAUAAGGUGAUACAAUCUUCUAAGAAUAAUAUUUCUAUAUUAUUUUCUGGCUAUCAUUCUAUAUAGUUUUACAUGGUUUUUAUGGUAAGUAAAACAUUUUUAUGGAAAGACAGCUUCUGUAUCUUCCUUUAUGGAUGUAGCAGGGAACUAAUUGUCUGAAGUGAAUUAUAUUAUGUAUAAAGCCCUCUAAUUUUGUGCAUUUCUGUAUAAAAUUUCUCAGAAGUGUAUAGAAGUUCUAAAUGUAUAUCCACACUUUUUUUUUAUAGAACAUUUGGAUAAGAGUACUUGAAUACUAGUUUAGUGCUAGUGCUAUUACCUAAGCAUCUGUGCUUUAGAAUUUUUACUGUCCUACAGUGUAGAUAUUUGCUGCAGACAAUAUACAAAGUAUCUCUGUU
Messenger RNA from Gavialis gangeticus (Gharial), 3996 nucleotides. RefSeq names its product helicase like transcription factor (gene HLTF). Bases 36 to 3071 code for a protein of 1011 amino acids. The record is from RefSeq and is a predicted model, not a curated record. The transcript has 25 exons. Lineage: Eukaryota; Metazoa; Chordata; Crocodylia; Gavialidae. Gene Ontology annotation, molecular function: zinc ion binding; nucleic acid binding; hydrolase activity, acting on acid anhydrides, in phosphorus-containing anhydrides.